Molecule: messenger RNA, 638 nt
Organism: Phytophthora nicotianae INRA-310
Lineage: Eukaryota; Oomycota; Peronosporomycetes; Peronosporales; Peronosporaceae
Exons: 1
Coding region: 1-546 (181 amino acids)
Source: RefSeq, a predicted model, not a curated record
AUGGCGAUCGGAACAAUGACCAAUGUCAAGCACAACCUGAAGGAAGAUCCGCCUGGGCUGGGUGCUCCAGUGCGUGGCCGACCAGACACGCACCUGCCGGCUGCAGACCACCAAGAUGACAAGUCUGAGGCCCAGACGAGCGGACAUGCUGCGGAGAGUGUAAAAGAUAAGGCGGAGAAGCACCAAAGCCACGGGUCGUGCAAGAGUUGCGGAUCGCUGGCGGACAAAUGUUCGUGCGAGAACUGCCAGUGUCAAGUUUGCGCUAGCAAGACUAGCGCUGCGAAGGAAAUCGAGCCUCCGAUCAAGUCGGCCACGUCGGCGACCGUUGUGUGUGGUGGCUCGUGCAUUGCCGCUGCCCAGCGUGCUACAGCUGGAGAAUGUCCGGGAUGUGAGUGCCCUGCUGGCAAGUGCAAGUGCUCCAAGUGUCAUGAUAAAAAAGACGAUGGAGGAAGCUGUACUGCGUGUGACUGUCCGUCCGGCGGAAAGUGCCCUUGCACAACCUGCAAGUGCCCAGUGUGCAAGUCCACGUGGGCCGUCAAGAUGUGAGAGUUCGAUCUUUUGAGCGUGAAGAAAAUCGUGCUUGGAAGGAUGCGGUAGCGAUAGGUUUCACACGAUAAACCGAAGCAUACGAGCGUUGC